UUGAAUAUUCGAGGACAACCGUUGGAUUGGAUAUUGAGAUUGAACCGGGCGUUUAGUUUGAUCGAGACAGCAGUUCCAAGGAGCUCUCAUCUGAAACAUUUAAUCAAGGAAAAUGGAACGACCAAAAAAGGGAAAGCCAGAAAAGCCAGAGAAUCCUGAGAAACCAGCGGAAAGGGAAAAACCAAGGGCUUCAAAACUCAAGAAGUCCAAGAAGGUGGAGGAGGAUGAAGAGUUGCCACCGCCAGUUGAGGAUGACAAAGACGACAUUAUUGCUCGUCUCCAGGAGGAGGUGAAGCUCCUGAAGAUCGAAGUGAAGACACUACGAAAGCACAUAAAAUCGCCCCAGGCUCCACAGGCUUCAGGCACAACAGCCAGCAAGAAGGAAAAGGAAGCCCCUGAGGUACCUGCCACCCCUAAGGGAAGAAAGUCCUCCAUUGGAUCCGCCAAGUCCAGGGAGAAGGGCUGCUCCUGCAAGGGCAACUGCGCCACCAAGAUUUGUGGAUGCGUCAAAAAGGACUUUUAUUGUUUGUCAACGUGCAAGUGCUCUGACUCAUGUCGUAAUCAGGAUCCAGGCAGUGAUAACGAAAACAAGGAAAAUGAAAAUGACCGGGCAGAGGAUGAAAUAGAAGAGGCGAGCUCCGCAUCAACCGCUGAGUCCUCCCCAGAGGUGUUCAGAGCCACUGAGAAUAAAGUUGCAAAACCAGCAAAGGAUUCCACUCAAGCAUUCAAUCCUAUGCAACCACGCCGCCAGCUGGCACGCAGUCCGCUUGCAGCAAAAGCUCCAAAAGACAUUCAGAACUCCAAGUCCUCACACCCAGCCCUCGCUGAGACCCCCCUCCCACCCACCAAAGUCGAGCCUGAGGAGGAAGAACUGCCACCCCCAGAAGAGAUUAACAGCGCUGAAGUUGACUGGGAGAAGCACAAGGCACAGCUGGUUCAGUGCUCCAAGUGCAGCAGAAAUUUUUACGCUUAUCGACUCAAAAAACACGAGAAGUCAUGUAUUAAAGUUUGAUUGUUAUCAUUAAUUUACUUAUUCAACGUAUUUUUAAAAAUGAGAAUUAAGUCAGAUAUUACUAAUACGAUUCGUCGCUUCUGGAAUAAUUUGAACUCGUGAAUGAACGUUCUCGGUGUGGAUCACUAGGAUAUUCAUUUGGUACUAAAGGAAAUGGACAUUUUUUACUGACCGAGAGUUUAUUUACUGCUCACAUAAUUCCAGGAUAAUGAGUUUACUUUUAUAUUAUUAUUCUGUGGGAAAUUAAUUUAUGCUUUCGUGGGUGUAAGGAGGAAUCGUUGUGAAUUAGAGUUUGAAACUUCUGAUCCAUUUAUUUUUUAUCGUUUUUCUAAAACUUUGAAUACUUUUGCGGCUAUUUGUUUUCAAUGGUUUUAAUUGACCACAUAAAUUAUUAUUUGGAGUAAUAGGUAGAGUUGAUUCAAAUAACUCCAAAAUACUUAUUGCAUUUGCGUCAUUAUUGCAUUGACAUUUAAUAUUUUAUGGACUGUAUAACCGUAAUAAACAAAGCAAGAUAACAAAUGGGCAA
This is a messenger RNA of Diachasmimorpha longicaudata, 1538 nucleotides long. RefSeq lists its product as uncharacterized. The record is from RefSeq and is a predicted model, not a curated record. Lineage: Eukaryota; Metazoa; Arthropoda; Insecta; Hymenoptera; Braconidae. The coding region runs from base 113 to 1012 and encodes 299 amino acids. The transcript is spliced from 4 exons.